Fundulus heteroclitus (mummichog) is the source of this 1522-nucleotide messenger RNA. Its product is annotated as glycerol-3-phosphate dehydrogenase [NAD(+)], cytoplasmic. Bases 155 to 1201 code for a protein of 348 amino acids. Gene Ontology annotation, molecular function: protein homodimerization activity; glycerol-3-phosphate dehydrogenase [NAD(P)+] activity; NAD binding. Gene Ontology annotation, cellular component: glycerol-3-phosphate dehydrogenase (FAD) complex; cytosol. Lineage: Eukaryota; Metazoa; Chordata; Actinopteri; Cyprinodontiformes; Fundulidae. The record is from RefSeq and is a predicted model, not a curated record. The transcript is spliced from 8 exons. Gene Ontology annotation, biological process: glycerol-3-phosphate catabolic process; carbohydrate metabolic process.
GCGGGCACGUCACAGCCGACCCACGCGCCCGUGGCGGCGUUGAGUGGCAGGACUCCGCAGCCGUGGAGGUGCACGGAGUUGGAGCCUCCUCUGCAGGAACCUGCCGCCGCAAACCGCUUCAUUAGCGGGACACAAACGGGGCAGCUUUACGCUGAUGAACCGGCCGAGGGUUCAGAAAACUGAUCACACGGGCUCUGCCAUUGCCAAGAUUGUAGGUGCCAAUGUUGCUCAGAAUCCCAAAUUUGACAACACAGUAAAGAUGUGGGUGUUUGAGGAGAUGGUGAAUGGGCGAAAGCUGACCGAAAUAAUCAACACCAGCCACGAGAAUGUGAAGUACCUCCCUGGGCACAAGCUGCCGACAAAUGUGCUGGCGGUGCCGGACCUGGUGGAGGCGUCCAGCGGCGCGGACAUCUUGGUGUUUGUGAUCCCGCACCAGUUUAUCGGCAAAGUGUGUGACACGAUAAAGGGCAAGGUUAAAAGCGACGCUCUCGGAAUAUCCCUCAUCAAGGGCGUGGACGAGGGGCCCGAUGGACUGAAACUCAUCUCUGAUGUAAUCCAGGAGAAGCUCGGCAUCACGAUGAGCGUGCUGAUGGGGGCCAACAUUGCCAAUGAGGUCGCCGACGAGAAGUUCUGUGAGACCACCAUCGGCUGUAAGAACAAAAAUCACGGUACCCUCCUGAAGGAGCUCAUGCAGACCAACAACUUCAGAGUUACUGUAGUGGAGGAGUACGACGUGGUGGAAAUCUGUGGAGCUCUGAAGAACAUCGUUGCGGUGGGCGCGGGUUUCUGCGACGGUCUGGGCUUCGGGGACAACACGAAGGCAGCGGUGAUCAGGCUGGGGCUGAUGGAGAUGAUUGCUUUCGCGAGGAUUUUCUGCAAAGUGGGGCCCGUUUCCUCGGCGACCUUCCUGGAGAGCUGCGGCGUGGCCGACCUCAUCACAACCUGCUACGGCGGCCGCAACCGCAAAGUAGCUGAAGCUUUCGUGAAGACGGGGAAAUCCAUCGAGGAGCUGGAGAAAGAGAUGCUGAACGGGCAGAAGCUGCAGGGACCAGCAACAGCUGCUGAGGUUUACCUCAUCCUCAAGCACAAAAACCUGGUUGAUAAGUUCCCUCUCUUCAACGCGGUGUAUCAGAUCUGCUUCCAGGGCCACCCGGUCUCAGAGUUCAUCAGCUGCCUGCAGAACCACCCGGAACACAUGUGACGAGCUGAACCUGGCAGGGUGCCUUCUCAGCGGGAACACGGCCACUUUUCUGUUCAAACUCAACGGAGCAUGACCCGUCGCUUCCUGGUCGUCGUGUUGACUCCACUCGGCGAAUCCACGUUGAAGCCGCACAAGUGUUUAAAAGUCUAUUUCAGACAUAUCAUUUAGGGAUGUCAUCCCAUUUCCAGAUGUGUGGUGAAACUUGAAGGAUAACUUUUGUCCCCACAUGGUGGUCAGACAACCGUUUGUUUUGUUUUGUACGCUUGAUUUUAAUCGGAUUUUACGGCGUCCGUUUAAAAAAAAAAAUUACUACCGACUGAA